UGCACUGCCCGUUUAGAUCCUCGCGCUAAUUAUGGCCCCGGUGUAGGUUCGGUGACGCGGAGUCUUUAGGCCACGAGGGAACACACUCGCGCGUGGGUCAGAUUGGAGCGAGAGUCGUAGGCAUCGGCUGGGUUGACAGGACGGAGUUUCCUUCUUGGGGUUUCCUACUUUCCCUGUCAACGGUUUCCCCAUGUGUGGCAUCUUUAUAGAUCAUGGAAAACACCCAGGUUAUUGACUGGGAUGCUGAAGAAGAGGAGACAGAAAUAUCCAAUGGGUCCCUGGGGUAUAGCUUGGAGCCUAUAGGGCGGCUACGUCUCUUCAGUAGUGCUCAUGGACCAGAAAGAGAUUUCCCUCUCUACCUUGGCAAGAAUGUAGUUGGCAGAAGCCCUGACUGCUCUGUGACCCUGCCUUUUCCAUCCAUCUCUAAACAGCAUGCUGUGAUUGAGAUCUCUGCUUACAACAAAGCCCCUAUCCUCCAGGAUUGUGGGAGCCUCAAUGGCACUCAGCUCGUAAUGCCCCCUAAGGUCCUAACCCCUGGAGUGAGCCAUCGUCUGAAGGACCAGGAAUUAAUUCUGUUUGCAGACUUUCCCUGCCAAUACCGUCGCCUGGAUGUUCCUCCACCUUUGGUCUCUCGGGGAUUUCUAACUAUAGAAGGGACCCCCAGAACACAGGGAGAAUCCCAGACCUCCCGAGUUUUGCUGGCUGAGGAUUCAGAGGAGGAAGUGGAUUUUCCUUCUGGAAGGUGUGUGGCAAAUGGAUCAAGAAAUCCAACAUCCCCAUCAGCAACAGUUGUUCCGGAGAGUGAUGAAGAGGCAUCUUCUCCAGCCCCGAGAGUCCCUGGGCUGUCUCUGCCCUUUGAUGUGGGCAGUGACACAGAUGAAGAGCAGGGUCAGCAGCCGGCAGUGGGGGGUUCCUCUUCAGCUAGGGCAGGUGCUGCUGCUGCAGAGGCUGAGCAGCCUGGAGUUAAAGGAAUGACAGCUGGCAUCCAGCUGGGACAGGCGCAGCCUACUGAGCCAAAGUUCAAGGACACGAAAGUCAAGAGUGAGGCUGGCAAUGGAGCAGCUCAGGUUGGGUCAGUUCUGGAGAGGAGCCUCACUCUUGGGGAGGACAGUGACACAGAUGUGGAAGGAGAGGGGGUUCCUAUGACCCCAUGUGUAGGUCCUGGGAAGAAGAAGCAAGCCCUGCUUGGAGUUGGUACAGGGGACCCUGGAGCACCUGGAGUGGGACAUGUGCAGGGCAGCCCAGCCUCAGCUGUGGAGGAGGGCAGGGCGCCAGUGGCUGUCCCUUCCGAGACAAACCACACACCCAUGGUGAUUGACAGCGACACAGACGAGGAUGGUGAAGUCUCAGCAGCACUCACCUUGGCCCAUCUGAAAGAGAGGGGAAUUACUUUGUGGAGCAGAGACUCGGGCAUGGAAGACGUCAAGUCCCAACCCCAGGUCCUUGUAGAGCGAAGCCAGAGUGCCUCUGGAAGAGACAGUGACACAGACGUGGAGGAGGGAAAGAGAGAAAUGGUCCCUGACAGCCCCAUGGACACAGAGAGCCAGCCUCCCCAUAGAGCCAGAGAUGGAGGUGAGGAUGUGGACAUGAACUCCCCUGGUGGCCACCUAGAGGGAAAUCAGGCCUCCUCUGCCACAGUAGACAACAAUGCUACACAAGUGGAGGAGGAAGUCCCGCCAGAGCCAGCUGUUACCCUUGGGGAGAAGCACCAGCUGCCUCUAGAGGAAGCCCAGCCUUCUGAGGAGGCCUGGGAAGCAGCUGUGGGGGAAGGCUCCUCUUCAGCAGUGGCAGAUGUAAGAAAGAGCCAGCAGCUGGUAGCAGAAUAUGCUGGGAGAGAGUGUGCCACAGCUGUUUCUGAGGCGGAGAGCACUCUUGAGGUGGGGGCCCAAAGCAGGUCACCUACUGCACCAGUGGAGCAGGUGGUGGUGUAUACAGGUACUCGAGGGGAUCCCACACAGCCACAGAGAGAGGGAGCACAAAUGGGCAGAACCAAGACUGCCAAAGACUGCUCUGACGAAUCUGACGAUCUGUGCCUUCCAGCUACCCAGUGCUUUGUAGAAAGGGAAAGCCAGAGCUCAGCAGCUCAGAGUUUGGAAGAUGAGCCUACCCAGGGCUUCCUAUGUACUCUGCCCCAAGAGCCUGGGCCUUCCCAUCUUAGCCUUCAGACUCCAGGUGCAGGUGCCCUGGAUGUGCCUUGGGAGGUUUUGGCUACACAGCCAUUUUGUCUGAGAGAACCUGAGGCCUCGGAACCCCAGCUCAUCGCCACCCACCUUGAAGCUCAUGGAUCUCCUCCAUCUCUACCUAGUGCACCACCAGGACACCAGCAUUUGGUUCACACAGAGCUGUCGGGAGUUCAAGGCAGAGAGAUACAAACUAUGGAGAAAGCCAUGGGUAUACCAAAGGAAACAGCAGACAGGGUGACCCCUGAGAGAGAGCCAUUGGAAAGGAAAGUCAGGGAAAGAGCAUCAGACAGUGAGAGAGAGGAUGUGAUGGGGGAGGAACUACCUCAGGUGACAGAGGACAGAGAGCCAAAGACGGUGCUGGUUAGAGACGGACAGGGACAGGAGUCUAACAAGGCGAAGGGUGGGGAUCCUGAAGGAAAUAGGGAGAGUUUGAAGGUAGAAAUGGAGAUGUCCAAAGACACACAGAAGAGAGAGAGAGAAAUGGGGAAACCAGAACCAGAGAGAGAGUGGGAGCCAGCUGGUUUAGAAGUGAAUCUAGAUAGAGGGGUGGCUGAGGGAGGGAGCCAUGAUCAGAAAGAGCAGAUUGCCAGUCCAACACUAAAGCCUGGACUUGGCAUGGGGGACCUUGAGGGACUGACAUCAGCCCCACCAGUCUGUGGGACCCAGGGAGAUGGAGGAAAGGGAGACCCCGUGAGCCCCGGGAGGCAGCAGAGAGGCCGCUUGAGUUGCGAGAUGAUGUCUGCUGGAAAGGCUUCCGGGGGUGAUCCAGAACCCCCAGCCCAUUGCCUGCUUUCUCCAGUGCCUGAAGCUUCAGCUCCACCUCAGAGUCUCCUCACCUCUCAGAGCCCAAAGCAGUCUCCACCUCCACCUUUGACGUCUUCCCCUUCUGAGCCACACCUUCCUGAGAGUCUUCACACAGAGCCUCAUGUCAGGCCUCGGCGGUCCUCCAGGAUGACCCCCUCAUCCUCUGCUGCCCUUAAGCCUUACACUGCCUGCUCCACAGACCUGCCUGCUGCCCCCAGACCCACAUCUCAGGUCAUUCGGAACAGGGCAAAUAAGUCCUCUGCCAGGACCCCAGAAGUGAUUGUCCCUAUAGACUCUGAGCUCCAGCCUCCCGCCUCCACAGAACAACCUGCCAUCCCCAGACCCACAUCUCAGGUCAUUCAGGGCAGCACAGAUAGUUCCUUUGAUAAAACACCUGAAUCCGUUCUCACAGGUCCCGAAAUCCAGCCUCCCACCACAGAACAGCCUGUUACCCCAAACCCUACACCUCGGGCCACUCGGGGCAGGUCAAGUAGGUCUUCUGUCAAGACCCCAGAACUAAAUGUUCCCACUAGCUCUGAACUCCAGCCUCCCACCUCCACAGAACAAGCUGUCAUACCUAAACCCAUAUCUCGGGCCACCCGGGGCAGGGCACGUAAGUCUCCUAUCAGGACCCCAGAACCAGUUGUCCCCACUGUUUCUGAAAUUCAGCCUCCCACCUCCACAGAACAAGCUGUCAUACCUAAACCCACAUCUCGGGCCUCCCGGGGCAGGCCACGUAAGUCUAUCAGGACCCCAGAACCAGUUGUCCCCACCGGUCCCGAACUCCAGCCUGUCAUCUCCACAGAAGAGCCUGUCACCCCUAAUCUCACAUCUCAGUCCUCUCAGGGCAGGUCACGUAAGUCUGUCAGGACCCCAAUUGUCCCCACUGGUCCUGAAUUCCAGCCUGCCAUCUCCACAGAACAGCCUGUCACUCCUGAGCUCUCAUCUCAGGGAAGGGCACGUAGGUCUUCUGUCAGAACUGAAGCCAGCAUCUCCACAGCCCCUGAACUUAAGCCUUUCACAUCUAGAAAACCUCCUGCCCCCAAGCCCACAGCUCUGGGCACUCGGGGAAGGACAUGUAAGCCCUCCAUUGAGGAGUGUAAAUCAGUUGAACCAGUAGCCCCUAAUUUUGAUCCUCCCAUCUCCACAGACCAUCUUGUUACCCCUGAGGUGACAGAUCAGAGCAUAACACUAAAGUCUUCACCACUAAGUGCUUCCACAGUGUCCACUACCCCUGAACUGGAACCUGGUCCCCCGGAGCCCGUUCCUCAAGGCAGUCGCCGAAGGAGGCGCAAGGCUGUGGGGAAACAGGGCUCCCAAAUAGUUCCCAUUGACCAUGAGCCUUACUCUGCACCCUCUAAACCCGAAUCCCAGCCUUCAACCAACCAAAGUUCAGGGACAUUAGAAGAAGCUGAGUUGAUUACAGUUGCUCCUGAGGCUGCCAUUGCUCAGGUUCCAGAGACCCCCCCUCACAUUCCUCUGAUGCAAAAGGAAGCAGCUGGGAGAUCAGGGCUCACUCCCAAACCCCAGCCUGAGGCCUCUCGAGUCCACAAGGAGCCCUCCACUACCACAGACUCACCACUUCAGAAACGUCCCCGAAGACAAGUUCCCCAGAUGACCAUCGUCCCCAAGGAAGAAGAUCCUCCAGAAAUGCCAGUGAAGGAAGAGCCUCAGGAGAGAGCAAUUCCGGUACCAGGCAAGAGAAAGAGGGGCCGUGCAGAAGAUGAGACCCAGGGAAACCCAAGUCGAAGCCGGCGGGCUAAACCUAACCAAGAAGCAGUAGCUCCCAAGGUCCUCUUCACAGGAGUCGUGGAUUCUCGUGGAGAGCGUGCAGUCCUGGCUCUGGGAGGCAGUCUGGCCAGCUCAGUAAAUGAGGCCUCUCACCUGGUCACCGAUCGCAUCCGCAGGACAGUCAAGUUCUUGUGUGCUCUGGGGAAGGGUAUCCCCAUCCUCUCCCUGAACUGGCUGUAUCAGUCCAGAAAGGCUGGUCACUUCUUGCCGCCUGAUGACUACUUGGUGACUGAUCCUGAACAAGAGAAGAAUUUUAGCUUCAGCCUUCGGGAUGCCCUGAGCCGGGCUCGGGAACGGAAACUACUGGAGGGCUAUGAGAUUCAUGUGACCCCUCGCGUGCAGCCACCUCCAGCUCAGAUGGCAGAGAUCAUUGGCUGCUGUGGAGGCACCGUCCUGCCCAGCAUGCCCCAUUCCUACAAGCCUCAGCGAGUUGUCGUGACCUGCACUGAAGACCUUCCUCGCUGUGCUGUCCCCUCUCGCCUGGGGCUGCCCCUCCUCUCUUCUGAGUUCCUCCUGACUGGAGUGCUGAAGCAGGAAGCCACACCAGAGGCCUUUGUCCUCUCCAAUUUAGAAAUGUUAUCUUCCUAAAAAAUACAAAUCUACCAGCAAACACUCCUAGAAAACACUUGGAAAGGAAACAUAAAUACACAAUUAAGACCCAGCAAGGUAGUCCACACCUUUAAUCUGAGCAUUUGAGAGGCAGAGGUAGGCAGAUUUUUGUGAGUUCCAGGCCAGCCAGGGCUACAUAAUAAGAUCCUUUUUCAAAAAACAAACAAACAAACAAAAAACCCUCAGGCCUUCACAAAGACCUAAGAUAUUGGGAAUGUAUGGGUAAGGCCACAGAGCUUUUGAAAAAGAAAAAAAUAAAAAAGGACUUUUUACCUAAGAUGUCCAGUUUUAAAUUGUCCAAACCCAAGCUGGGGGUAGUUGUGUGGCAGAGCACUUGCCAUCGUGGUGAGGGCCCUGCUUCAGUCAGCAGCCUGCAGCUGCUCUGGUGAAACUGCUGUUCCAGGCCCAGCACCCUGGUGGGCCCCAUCUUUGGAAGCUGUCACUUCCCUUUUCUUCCCAGGAUUCUUGUUUGUUUUGUUUUGUUUUAGACAGGGUUUCACUGUAGCUUUUGGAGCCUGUCCUGGAACUAGUUCUUGUAGACCAGGCUGGCCUCGAACUCACGGACAUCCCCCUGCCUCCCGAGUGCUGGAAUUAAAGGCGUGUGCCACCAGCGCCUGGCUCUUCCCAGGAUUCUUAGUUUACUAAGUAAAGCAGCUCCCAGGAGUGCCUGACUGAGAAGAUGCAGGUGGCUCACGGCAUGUUUUCUGGUCUGUGACUGGCCCGGUUAGAAAGGGUGUUCAUGUGCUUUUGCAAUGCUUGCUGUUAGCUGUGGUCGUCUCUGUAGGUCGGCGCUCACGCAGCCUGCCUGAUGGCGAGUUUCUGGUGUGGCAACACAGACAGUCUGAACUUGCACUCCUUUACCAGCAUCGAUUUAGAGCAAAUUAUAUUUGUUUUUAAGAGUUGGCCACUUUCCAAGAUGUGGAGAGCAUAGAACUCUUGGGCACUGCUAGUAUUUGGUUUAGCCUCCGCAAUGAACAGUUGAAAAGUUCCUUUAAAGUUGAGGGCAAAGUUAGUCACUCGCGCAGUUCCUGUAAUCCCACUACUUAGGAGGUUUGAAGCAGGAAGUUCACAAAUUCCAGUUCAGACUGGGCUACAGAGUAAAACCCCUGCCUUGAAAAGUUUUUUUUUUUUUUUAUGUUUUUUUGUGGUUAGGUUUCAUAAUUUUUACGGUAGGUCAGUAUUCAUUUGACCUACCUACUUACCAUAUGACCAGCAAUGCCGUUCUUUCUCCUGUUGGGAAAUUCUAUACUUGACCUCUAAUCUGAACAGUCCAGGUAGAGGCCAGUGGGAUCAGAAGUUCAAGGUCUGAGAGCCCACUCUAAAACUACAAGACUCAACAGUGGAAAACAGGCACUUGAUAAAUGUUUUGGGUUUUUUUGGGUGGGGCUUUUUUUUCUUUAUGCUUGAUAAGCAAUGAUUUUGCCGCUAUGCCUCAUUCCCAGUUCCCUCUUACUUUUCAUAAUAGAUAAAUACAGAAAUAGUAUAGAUGACUGGGUAGUGUUAACACACACCUUUUAUUACAGCACUUGGGAGGCAGAGGCAGGUAGAUCCCUGAGUUCGAGGCCAGCCUGGUCUACAGAGCUAGUUCCAAGACAGCCAAAGAGGGCUGUUAGAGAAACCCUGUAUUGAAAAACCAAAAAGAGAAACUGUAGAUGUUUGUCCAGCAAAGAUGAAACAUGCUGUGUGUACAAAAAGGAAUGCUCAGACAUGAAGUAAAAUCCCAUAUCUGAUGAGUGUCAAGAACACCCUAAGUAAAAGAAGCAGACAUUUGAUUCUACCUGUGUGAUAAUAUCCAGGAUGGGUGAAUGCACCAAGUUAAGAGUACAUCAAUGCAUCCCAGACUCCAAGGACGGGGGAGUUUCACUGUGGGAGCCAGAAAGAGGAAGUAGUUGUACAUAGUGCAGAAUAUUAAAUGCUACUGUACUAAAUGCUUCUUUGCUACAUGAAUUUCAUUUCAAUAAAAACAUAGUUGCUAGCUUUGUA
Molecule: messenger RNA, 7370 nt
Organism: Alexandromys fortis (reed vole)
Lineage: Eukaryota; Metazoa; Chordata; Mammalia; Rodentia; Cricetidae
Gene: Mdc1
Product: mediator of DNA damage checkpoint 1
Exons: 15
Coding region: 213-5366 (1717 amino acids)
Molecular function (GO): protein binding
Source: RefSeq, a predicted model, not a curated record